CGUCGUUGUCUUUAUCUGCGCUUUUUUCAGAGGAAAACAAAAAGCCUGCUAACAUUGGAAAUCGGGAAAUUACCACUUGGAAUAAGUAGCUGUUACACGAAUUGUAUCUGCGCAUCGAAAUAACAAAGUAUAUUCCAACAGUACGUAGCAAGUUUGAAGUUUCACCAGCUCUCCUCAUGAUUCAUCAGCAUUAAGAGUACUUCCAAACUUCCUAAGGAUGGCUAGUUGUGGAGAGGUCGACCACUCUGUUAGCUCUCUUCCAUCCAGUAAGAAAGGCAGCAACAGUGGUGGAGGAAGUGGAAACGGUGCAGAAUCAUCAUGCUCUGGCUCCAGCAACUCAUCCCCAGCCCUAUCUGUACCCGAGUGUGCCAUCUGUCUGCAGAGCUGUGUCCACCCAGUCCAGCUGCCGUGCCAUCACGUCUUCUGUUUCCUGUGUGUGAAGGGAGCAUCCUGGCAAAGCAAACGCUGUGCUCUCUGCAGACAAGAAGUACCGGAUGACUUCCUGGAGAGGCCUACACUUCUUUCUCCAGAGGAGCUUAAGGCAUCAGCAGGAGGUCGGGGUGGUGCAACGAGUGAUCACGCCUGGUAUUAUGAAGGUAGAAAUGGAUGGUGGCAGUAUGAUGAGCGAACCAGCCGCGAGCUGGAGGACGCUUUCUCCAAGGGGAAGAAAACAGCUGAAAUGCUCAUUGCUGGUUUUUUGUAUGUAGCCGAUUUGGAGAACAUGGUACAGUACAGGCGCAAUGAGCACGGGCGUAGACGCAAGAUGAAGAGAGACGUUUUGGAUAUCCCCAAGAAGGGAGUGGCAGGACUGCGUUUGGACACUGAGGGUGUUGCUGUGGCCAUCGGGGCAGUAGCAGUAGGUCGAGAAAACUCUGCUGACGGGGCUGAUACCACAGUAGCAGGUGUACAGCAGCAAGUUCCAGCCACCACCAGACCUCCCACCUCCCUCGGUGGUCAGCCUGGUAGCAGCAGCAGCAGCCCCACUCUGGAGGAUGCUCUCUCCCAGCUUCAAAUCACCAGGCCCACUCUUCCCCAUGAGCGGUCUGAGGCUGGGGAAGGUGAGGAAGAAGAUGAGGAAGAGCAGGCCUCACCCUCCAGGUCCUCUGACCCUCACACCUCUGUGGACGAGUCUGGCUCCGGAGACUGGAGUGACGAUGAGGAAGAGGAGGAUCAAGAAGAAGAGGGGGGAGAUGGGGAGCAUGUGGAGCCGUGGGAGGAUCGUCCAAGAAGGCAAAGACUGAAUCCAGAGGACAGAGCCCCUCCUGGUGCAGAAUCCAACUCUCCCCCCUCUUCAUCCAGUAGCAGUGGAAGGUCCAGAAUGCCUGAUGGCCAGUGUACAGUGACUGAAGUGUGAAGUCGUCAUUGAAAUCUUCAGUAAACAGCUCUGUUCCAUUUAAUUAAUUUAUUCCUUACUUUAUGCUGCCGUUCACUCUGUCACAGAUCUGAUGUAGGUGGAUGGCUGGCUACAGAAAUAAUUAAGCAAAAAGUACUUCCUGAUUUUAGUUAAGAGCUCAAUUUUAGUGAUCAAAGUUGGAUCCUUUAUUUUUUGGCUCUCUCAAAUGUGCUCAUAUCUUCAUGACUUGUUUGUCAGUCUCAUCCAGCAUAUACCCAGCCAGAAGGACUAAUGUCGGGUUUUCAUGUUCCAACACUGAGGCAGGAGGGACAGCUUGGUGAACUGCCAGAUGGAUACAGCAUGUUGUUGUGAGCCACAAAAUCUCACAAUUGUCAAUCCAGAACAUCAUGUGAGGCCAGUGUAAACAGUCUUAUGAUGUGUUUAGCUGCCAUCAGUCUGGUCACUUAAUGCACACUGUUAAGUCUAUUCUUUUCAAAGUGUAGGAACUAUGACGGAAAAGAGACUUGCUAAACAGCUUCUACCAAUCCUUUGUAUUCCUGUCUUGAAAUGUGUUAUCCUUAUGAAAAGAAGCUUUCUGCGGGCCUCUUCCAGAUCUGUGACGUGUAAGAAAGAAAGCAUAAAUGGGGAUGUUUCUUCUGGAAAUGGAACUGCAUCUCUUAUCAUGAACAGCUGCAUUCUAAUCAUCUACACUUUAACUCUCUCAGCUAACAUAGCACACAGAAACAGGCUUGUUAGAGCUCAAGUCAUCUGACUACUCUUGGAAAGAACUUAAUCUUUGAUAACUCCAACUCCAGCCCCCCCUCAGUGGUUUUCCUCAAUUCAGAUUAACGGAUUAAGAAGCUUUACUUUAAAUUUCUGAGAUAUAAAUGUAACUUUUAGUGGAGUGUCAUUUCAGACUUGACUGUGCGGUAAGUAAAUAUCUUAAGGUUUUUUUAACCAGACAACGAAUGGAAUCUAAAAGUACUUCCUGAUGCUCUUAGGCUAUGUAGGUCUUAAAAUGUCACACUUUUAUGCUUUGACAUUGUAACGUAACUCUCCAGUCCACAGGAUUAUCUGGCUUCCUGUUAUAAAAGACUGUUCAUAACAGAAGAACGUGCUUCAAAAAUUUCUUUUAACCCCCUCCCAGCUUUGAACAAUUGGCAUUUUAAUGUGGAGUUCAGUGUUUCCUUUUUAAAAGCUGUUGAGGCCUCUGAAGCCUCUUAAAGUAUUCUUAUCGUCCCUGAUUAAAAGUAUUCUAAAUUGGUGUUUCUAAAGUGGUGUGAUUUGUGCAUGUUUGAAGAGAGAGUUACUUAAACACUACUGGUCAACAGGAUGUUAAGAAUUGAUCUUUAUUGGGGUUGAGUUUGAGUAAAUGUUUAUUUUGUCUUUGUUUCUGCAUUUCUUCUGGUUGUAAAUCCUCUUUAUGUGCGAUGUCUGAGGAGGAACAAGAGCAAGAAUCUGCCAUCGUCAUUGGCCAUGCUGCAGAGAUUUCAAGUUGUUAUUUUUUUAUAUUUCUGACAUGUUUAACAUCAUCAGCUCGGUCUUAGACUCUCCAUUCUGAAGAAUAAAGUUUGUGUAACAGUCUUUGCUUGGCAACCUUUUGUUACAUUGUUUGUAAUUUAAGAAUAAAUUGUGUCAUUUCAUCAUCCUAAAAGGAGAAUA
Messenger RNA from Labrus bergylta (ballan wrasse), 2995 nucleotides. Its product is annotated as E3 ubiquitin-protein ligase rnf146. Gene Ontology annotation, cellular component: cytoplasm; nucleus. Gene Ontology annotation, molecular function: zinc ion binding; poly-ADP-D-ribose binding; ubiquitin protein ligase activity. Gene Ontology annotation, biological process: Wnt signaling pathway; ubiquitin-dependent protein catabolic process. The record is from RefSeq and is a predicted model, not a curated record. NCBI's taxonomy places the organism in Eukaryota, Metazoa, Chordata, Actinopteri, Labriformes, Labridae.